CUCGGACCAUCUUAGAAGAAAGUCGGUGUCCAGCAUUACUAAUUCUUGGUGAGAGUGCUAACACGAACAUCGGUUAAAUGUGUCCGUCGCACGAGUUAGGAAUAGAACAUGAAACAGGAAGUGCUAUGUUAAAGGUCCAUAAACGUAUCGGUCACUACAUGCAGCUCUCGCAUGCUUCGGUUAAUUUGAUGGCAUAUCCAGCCUAUACGCUCACUCCGUCACAAGUGAGCCCACUCCUAUCCUAACCAAGUUAGAUCUGAGCCUUGACAUCCCUACUCCGACGAACUUUCAACCCCAAGACAAUUCGCCAAAGUUGUCCCUUAGUCUUGCUUGUAUUGCACAUGUGUACAGUAAAUGAUCUCAUCGAGAGAACAUAUCUAUCCGUUGUCUAUCAUCUUCAUCCUGCAUUAAAAAUGCUGAUCAGGGUUGCACUGUAGUUGAGCUCAUUGCCUCUUUUCCAACCCACGCACGUGUAGCAGGAGUACAGAUAAAGACCGGAAUAAUAAGUACAACCACGCGGUUGAUAAAACAGACUAGUACGUUCGUUGCAGUCGAAAAAGACACCACCCAGCCGAAUACAAGUAAGUAGACUGAGUACCAUCUUCACCACGACAACAAAGCAAAAAAGAAUGGACACUGCUACUGGUUCUCCGCGUACACCCUCCGCUAGCUCCAGAUUUGAUCCGAGAGCAUGGCCAACCCAAACGAUAUGGGAGGAAGACCGUGAGGAUGAAUGUCUAGGCCAUGAAGGUGAUGACAUCCAUCCAUCCGUACCAGAAAUAGACCAGAUGAGCCACAUGCUUCCACCUCCAGGCACACCAUCAUCAUUAAGGCUACCAGAAAUCCAUCUUCACAGGCAUCCUGAGACCGUUUCCAAUGGGAGAAAGGUGCUAGGCUGCCACUCAAGAUGGAUUUCUCUUAGCUCUAACCUGACCCGACGAAGAAAAUUAUACCUGGAGUUCAGACACACAAUCCUGUUCUGCGACGCAUAGUGUCGCUGUUGCUGCUACAACUGGGAAGAAGAAUACUUCCAUUUUGCCGCCGAUUCCGAUAUUGAAAGAUGCGUCCAACUUCGUCCGUAAGGAUAAGCAGCCACGACAUGUAGUGAACGCUUCUAGUACAACUGGUGCGACUAGUUCUAGUUCUAGCAGGGCCUCUCCAUAUUGGGCCGCACCUGGAGUGGAGAUUACAGAAGACGGACGUUUCGGUAGUCCACAAGAAAAUGGAAGUUCUUCUUCUGAAGAACGAGGGGCUGAGGAUCCAGAGCUCACCGGUCAAACCCCGCAUGUGCAUUUCACAUUUUACAAUGAUUUAAGGCAUGGAGCAUAAUUUUAGUUGCUGUCUCACGUACCUUGUACACAGAAAUAGCAUGUCGAUCGUGUUGUCCAGACUGCUAGUCUUCACGUAGUCGGGGAGCUCUUUGGAGUAGAGUACAUCUCCCUGAGUACUUUACUUUCCCACCUUUUUGGCUACUUACUAAAGAUGUAAACGAUUCAGUCAAAAAUCAUCAAGAACAUCAAUGAUAAUCUGGAUAGUACCACGCUGACUUCUAACCAAAACCGGUUACGGAACGAUGCAUGACAGUCCGCGAUACCAACCUGCAGAUAUGAAAGUAGUGAAGAUUGACCACGGCUUCUCACGCGUACACAGAGAAGAGAUGAGACAACCAUGCUGUACCAUGGUCGAUAUUACUGUGGGGUUUCUUUAUGGAAAGUCAUCAGGUGAACUACGCGAGUUUUUUUAGAUGACUUGUUGAUAGUUGCCCUCUUCUCUUUUAUAUCUUCCUCUGGUCUGUCUUUUUUCUAGUUAGGUCGGCUCCACCACAUAUAUUAUGAGUCGCACAAGAACCUCCUCCUUGCUUCUAGAUGAGUGGGGUAUAAUAAUGAUUAUUCUUUUUCUCACUGUAAUGCAGUACUAGGAUGCCGGUGCAAUGUGAACGGGGAUUAACAAGACCAGGGAUUCAUAAUUUCAUUGUAUUUCUUACUUAACGUCAAAGCCAUCUUCUUCAAAGCCACCUUCUUGAGGCCUCUCAGCAUUGUUCGUCACCAGUCCCUCUCUCUUUUCCUUCUAAUUACCAGACGUCUGUGCUAUUCUUUUACCCUGGGUCUGCGCCUACUGGAUCGGACCGAAGUGGUCCUAUGCAUGGUGGUGCUUAGUAAUUGCAGGUUUAUCGUCGAUCGUUUGCAUGGUGUUUCAUUGUAGGGGAUCUGAAGCAUAUUCCAGGUUUCUCGUACCAGGUUUGCUUCCGAAGAUGAUCUUCAUUGUCACGUGGCUGGCAGCGGUAUAACUAUCGAAGAUUUGGAUUUUUUUCAAAUGUGAUUUCAAUUUCUUAUUAAUUUGGUCAUGUUUUUAUGAUCUUCUUGGGUAGUGAUAUCGAAUUCUCUGUGCUGAUGUCGUGAUUUCUUUCUCUAAAUUAUAAAACUUGCUCCUCCGGCUCCGCGCCUCCUCCCCUCUCAAGCUCAAAGUCACGACAUGAUUCCCCGUCAAUCUAGCUUCUAUUCCAAGUCCCUGUUUUUCCCAUCCGCUUAACUCAACAACAACCACAUCUUCACUGAUAAAAACUACAGAUCUUUCUCUACUAUCUUGGAAAUACGUGCGUUACUGUUCCCCUGUUUGGGGAGAAACGAGAUGCGAUAGCCUUUGCCAGGAAGAGCCAGGGAAAGAGUUUCAACGAACAAGAGUUCUCCGAGAACUGGGAUAUUGCGAGGUUGAGAGUAAUACGGAAAUUCUGGAUCGGACUCGGAGGAAUUUAUGAAGAAGUGAUGCAAACUAGUAACAUGUAGUCAACAUAGAAAACUUCAACGUCUUGGGUUUUUCCCGCUUCGGGUUUGUUCUGAAGUUGUUCCGAAAGCGCGACGAUUGGAAAAUCUUCAGAACAAGAGAGUUAGUACUCAUUCAACUCGACCACUUAGAGUUUCCUGACUUCUCGCUGCCAAAUUCCAUUCGGCUCUAAUCCCCGCUAGCAUUGCACGCCAUCGGACUUACCAUCUAUUUCUACUGCGGGUACAAGCCGGUCACUGGCUACACCAGGAUGCGACAGCGAAAUCUGACGGUGCAGAACAUCUAGGAGGUUCACCUGUAACCUAGGAACUUCUAGUGAGGAUCAACACGGAUGAGGAUGUUCAUCUGAUGAAAACAAAUUUACAUUUGGAAGACAAAAAUAGUGGUGAUAUCUUCGCAUGAAUAUGCUGAUGUUGCUGUCAAAGAAAUUACUUACUACAUACUUCUAGAUAUGCGCAAUGAUCAUUUAUUGAUUAGUUGCUUGUCAAUUCUUAUUGGUAAUUUGAGAUGAACUAUUCACAUGCAUUACUAUUUCAAAGACAGCCACAUGCACAUCAUUCAACAAAAAACCACAUACACAUUAUUUGCUACAUAAAAUUCAACCACGUUUGUAUUCCUCGGUAUAUUUAUAACAAAAAGCAUUGACAACUGUACGCAGUAGCACACCACAUAAAAAUUUUCUUAGAUAGAUUCAACCCUGUAACUAAUUCAUAUUCAAACUCUUGUUCCGUCUAGUUCUACACCAAUAUUCCAUCCUGUAACUCUGUUCAAAUGUCUCUUUGUUCGUUUGGUACUAGUUUCAGAGCAAUGACAUUAGCAAUUACGUCAUCGUCGAUACAACAUUGUCAUCACAUACACAUUAUCCGUCGUUAUCCCACAUUUUGGUAGAUCAUCUUCAUACAUAGCUCCUUAAUAUACACUUAUCAAAGUCCUUAAAAUCUUCGUAUCAACUUCUUCACAUCAAAUUGUUUGAUAAUCUCUCUCAGGUACGUAGAAGAAUCUUCAUGACUGCCCUUGUCUAAGGCCCUUGUCUAAUACUCCCAUUGAAAAAAGAAGCUUGUACAUGUCAAUGAACCCCAUAACAAGGAUGUUACCUAGUAAAAUGCCCUCCUCCUGACCCGUGAAAAAAGACAAAGAGAUACUUCCGUAGAG
Messenger RNA from Amoebophrya sp. A25, 3933 nucleotides. The record is from the annotation of a GenBank genome assembly. NCBI's taxonomy places the organism in Eukaryota, Dinophyceae, Syndiniales, Amoebophryaceae.